Messenger RNA from Coregonus sp. 'balchen', 30732 nucleotides. NCBI's taxonomy places the organism in Eukaryota, Metazoa, Chordata, Actinopteri, Salmoniformes, Salmonidae. The record is from the annotation of a GenBank genome assembly.
GGUGAGUGGGUGUGGGUGGACUCUGCUAUCGGGGUGCCCAUCGGAGCCCGGGUCAAAGUGACCGACACUGGACACCAUCUGCUGGUGGACGAUGAAGGAAAGGUGACCGUGGCACUUCAUUAUACUUGUAUUGUAUUGAAUUGUGUGUCUGUUUUUUUAUGUACUGUUGGUCUCAAAUUAGUUCAAGAUCUAAGUCAAUCACUUUAGGGAAUAAUCUAUGGAACUACUAUCUAAUUUACAAGUUACAUACUCUAGAACAACAGUGAUUGUCAACUGGUGGGUCUAGAACGUUAACAACAUUUGUUUAUCAUUGUCUUUUUACUGUACCUUUCCAUUCUGCACUGCUACUCUAGAACGUUAUUUAUCAUACUUCCAUGGACAAUGAUCUUGCAUUCUGCACUGCUACUCUCGAACAUUGUUUAUCAUACUUCCAUGGACAAUGAUCUUUCAUUCUGCACUGCUACUCUAGAAUGUUGUUUAUCAUACUUCCAUGGACAAAGAUCUUGCAUUCUGCAUUGCUCGAUUAUAAAAUAAUUUAAUGCCAUAACCAAAAAUGUAAAGGGACAGUUUAAAAACAAAAACAACGUUUUCAGACCUUCAGACCACACAAAGUGACGUCAUGUAACUGAAGAUGUCUAACAAAUCCAAUAUUGAUGUCAAUGGGUCAAUCUGUACCUAAAGUUCUGUGUAUUUUCCCUGGAUCGUUCCCAGGAAUACAAGCUCUCCCAGAAGGAGGAGGACUCCAUCAGGGUGAUGCACCCCACCUCGGUGGAGGGGGUGGAUGACAUGAUCCGCCUGGGGGACCUCAACGAGGCCGGGCUCCUCAGGAACCUGCUGGUCCGACACAGGCAAGGCGUCAUCUAUGUGAGUCCCCUAUUGUACUACACUACCCAUAAUGCUUGGUGUAAGAUAAAAGGUUUGGUCUUGAUGUUCUGAAUCUUUUGAAGCUAACAUAUUGGUGUAACCCAUCUCCGUACCAACACACCCAUCACCGCUCCUACACAUGCUUGCUGUACAUUCAGACCCUUUCUAUGCUAUGGAUGUUGGACUAUUUUGUUUAUGUUGAAAACAAGCAGAAGAAAUAUGAAAAAUGUAUGAAAGACGUUCACAGAAUUAUUGAUGUGGUGCCCCCCAAAAAAGUGGGCUGCACAAGCCUAAACCUCUGUUAAUGUCUUGUGCCCAGACCUACAUAGGUUCUGUGCUGGUGGCAGUCAACCCUUACCAGGAGCUUCCUAUCUACACAGCCGACCAGGUGAGGCUGUACCACGGGCGUAGGCUGGGCGAGCUGCCCCCGCACGUCUUUGCCAUCGCAGAUACCUGCUACUUCAACAUGCGCCGUCACAACCGAAACCAGUGCUGUAUCAUCAGGUUAGACUGGCAGCAUUCCACUUGUCAGACACCCAAGUCAUUCCGUUGAGCAUUAGGAAACCAAAGCAGAAUAUGUUUGAAGAUGCUGUUUGGAGGGGUUCAGUCCUACUCUUUACAUUGACAUUUACACUGGAUUUACACCUGAAAUCCAAGAACUGAUGGACUGUCUCUCUCUUUUUUCUGUCAGUGGGGAGUCUGGUGCAGGGAAGACUGAGAAUACCAAGCUGGUCCUUCAGUUCCUGGCUGCAGUAAGUGGACAGCAUUCCUGGAUAGAGCAGCAGAUAUUGGAGGCUAACCCUAUACUAGAAGGUAGGCUCUUUACUGAUUAAGAUAUUUUUCUCUACGGUACGUCUAUCUUCCUCUCUCUUUGUCUCUGUCUCUCUCUCCUCUCUCUCUCUCUCUCUCUCUCUCUCUCUCUCUCUCUCUCUCUCUCUCUCUCUCUCUCUCUCUCUCUCUCUCUCUUUGUCUCUCUCUCUCUCUCUCUUUGUCUCUCUCUCUCUCUUUGUCUCUCUCUCUCUCUUUGUCUCUCUCUCUCUCUCUCUCUGUCUCUCUCUCUGUCUCUCUCUCUCUCUCUCUCUCUCUCUCUCUCUCACACGGACACACACAUGGACACACACACAGACACAUGUACACACAUACAUGUCUAUGAGAGUAAGAGGGAUCUGUGUUUCUACACAUGCACACACACUAUCGUAAUUGUUGUUACUCAUGACAACCUUCCUAUUCCUGCAUCCCCCCCAGCAUUUGGGAAUGCCAAAACAAUUCGCAAUGACAACUCCAGUCGCUUUGGGAAAUACGUGGAAAUCUUCUUCAACAAAGAUGGCGUCAUCGAAGGGGCUCGCCUGGAACAGUACUUACUGGAGAAGUCUCGUGUCUGCCAUCAGGUGGGGCAGCAAAGGCAGUAUCUUUUAAUUAAGCAAUAAGGCCCGGGGAGGGGGGGGGGGGGGGUGGUGGUGCCUGGACACAGCCCUUAGCUGUGGUAUAUUGGCCAUAUCUCACAAACUCCUGAGGUGCCUUAUUGCUAUUAUAAACUGUUUACCAACGUAAUUAGAGCAGUAAAAAUAAAUGUUUUGUCAUACCCGUGGUAUACGGUCUGAUAUACCACGGCUGUCAGCCAAUCAGCAUUCAGGGCUCGAACCACCCAGUUUAUAAUAACAUGCAGAACAUGACGAAAUGUCAUAGCUAAUUGCUUCAUAAAGUGAAUUGAUUCCAAAACCAUCUCAACUAUCUCUGGUAAACAACAGGUUUGUCUAAUUUAAGUCUAAUUUACGUGUGUUCGUACUUGGAAGAGGACAAAAUCCAUUGUAGGCAAAAAGGUUUAAUUAAUGAGAUUUUGAUAUAUUGAUAUAUGUAACACUACUGUUAAUUUUUACUAAUGAACCCUAGGCCAUGGAGGAGCGGAACUACCACAUAUUCUACUGCAUGUUAGCGGGGGUGACAACAGAACAGAAAACAAAUCUGUGUUUGGGAGAUGCCUCUGAAUUCAGCUACCUCAAGAGGGUAAUAGCACUAGACUGCUAAAACAUGACCACUUACUCCCAUUUAUACAUCUACCUCAUUAAUACAUUACAUUUUUACUGGGUACAACUAAGUAAUUGUCCACUGGGCACAGACGUCAGUUCAACGUCUAGUUUUAAUUUACAGUACCUUCAGAAAGUAUUCAUACCCCUUGACUUAUUCCACAUUUUGUUGUGUUACAGCCUGAAUUCAAAAUGGAUUAAAUUGUUGUUGUUUUUCUUACCCAUCUACACACAAUACUCCAUAUUGACAAAGUGAAAAUAUGUUUUUAGAAAUGUGGGCAAAUUUAUUGAAAAUGAAAUACAGAAAUAUCUCAAUAACAUAAAUAUUCACACCUCUGAGUCAAUACAUGUUAGAAUCACCUCUGGCAGCGAUUACAGCUUUUAGUCUUUCUGGGUAAGUCUCUAAGAGCUUUGCACACCUGGAUUGUACAAUAUUUGCAUAUUAUUAUUUUAAACAUUCUUCAAACUUUGUUGAUCAUUACAAGACAGCCAUCUUCAAGUCUUGCCAUAGAUUUUCAAGCUGAUUUAAGUCAAAACUGUAACUAGGCCACUCAGGAACAUUUAAUGUUGUCUUGGUAAGCAACUCCAGUGUAUAUUUGGACUUGUGUUUUAGGUUGUUGUCCUGCUGAAAGGUGAAUUUGUCUCCCAGUGUCUGGUGGAAAGCAGACUGAACCAGGUUUUCCUCUAGGAUUUUGCCUGUGCUUAGCUCUAUUCCGUUUCUUUUUAUUUAAAAAAACUCCCUAGACCUUGCCGAUGACAAGCAUACCCAUAACAUGAUGCAGCCACCACCAUGCUUGAAAUUAUGAAGAGUGGUAGUGAUGUGGUUUGUUGGAUUUGCCCCUAACAUAACUCUUUGUGUUCAAGACAUAAAGUUAAUUUCUUAGCCACAUUUUUUGCAUUGCUUUAUUGCAAACAGGAUGCAUGUUUUGGAAUACUUUUAUUCUGUACAGGCUUCCUUCUUUUCGCUCUGUCAUUUAGCUUAGUAUUGUGGAGUAACUACAAUGUUGUUGACAUCCAUUAAACUCUGUAACUGUUUUAAAGUCACCAGUGGCCUCAUGGUGGAAUUCCUGAGCGGAUUCCUUCCUCUCCAGCAACUGAGUUAGGAUAGACGCCUGUAUCUUUGUAGUGACUGUGUGUAUUGAUACACCAUCCAAAAUGUAAUUAAUAACUUUAUACCCAUCUACCAAUAGGUGACCUUCUUUGCGAGGCAUUGGAAAACCUCCCUGGUUUUUGUGGUUGAAUCUGUGUUUGAAAUUCCCUUCUCGACUGAGGGACCUUACAGAUAAUUGUAUGUGUGGGGUACAGAGAUGAGGUAGUCAUUCAAACAUCAUGUUAAACACUAUUAUUGCCCACAGAGUGAGUCCAUGCAACUUAUUAUGUGACUUGUUAAGCAUAUUUUUACUCCUGAACUUAUUUAGGCUUGCCAUAACAAAGGGGUUGAAUAGUUAUUGACUCAAGAAAUGUCAGCUUUUAUUUUUAAUUAAUUUGUAAAAAAUUAUAAAAACAUAAUUCUACUUUGACAUUGUGGGGUAUUGUGUGUAUGCCAGUGACACAAAAUCUCAACUUAAUCCAUUUUAAAUUCAGGCUGUAACACAACAAAAUGUGGAAUAAGUCAAGGGAAUUGAAUACUUUUUGAAGGCAACUGUAUAACCUUAGACCCUGUGUUCUAUAGGGUGACUGUAUUGUCUGCGAUGGACGUGACGAUGCUAAGGACUACACCCGUAUCCGCACGGCCCUGAAGAUCCUCACCUUUACCGAGACCCACUGCUGGGAGAUCCUCAAGCUGCUUUCUGCACUACUCCACUUGGGCAAUGUCAGCUUUGAAGGUGGGGUCCUCUCUGGGUCUAUGACCUGAUGUCUGAGUGUAUGUUCUUGGGGAAUAUGACCUGGGCAUUGUCAUCACCCAAUCCCCUCCAACCCAAAUGGCCACAUUUCUUGAGAUCCUGAAAUACUUGAAUGUUGAGGUGUUUUUGUUGUUGUUAGUUUAUUUUUAAUGUGAAAGUUUUAUUUUGUUUAUUUGCCUUACAGCCUCCAUCUUGGAUAACAUGGAGAGCUCUGAUGUCAGUUCAUCGGAUCACUUUACAAUUGCAGCCAAAUUGCUGGAGGUAGGCAUGUUUGUUUGGCAAUUACAUGUUUUGCUGGUAUGUUUUGUGAUAACAUAUUAUGAAUAUACAGUACAAUUUAUAUGUUAUACAUAUAUAUCUGUAUGUUCCUUACAGGUGCAGCCUGUAUCUCUGGGUGUGAGCCUGACCUACCGCUCCUUCAUGACCAACAGAGAGCGAGUGUCCAAACCCCUCAGCUCUGAACAGGCAGCCGACUGCAGGGACGCCUUCGUUAAGGUAAUGAUGCCACACCUGUUUGAAGGUGCCAAGGCACGAUAUAAAGUAGGCUACCUCCUGAAACAAGAGGGAAGACAACAGUCAUUCACCAAGGCACAUAGGCCUGAAUCCUUCCUUAAGAUCCGUGGGCGAAUGAACGUAACUCAAGUCUUCCAUUGACAUCAGUGCAUGAUUUACUUGAUUGUUGAGUUAAGCGCUCUAGGAUUUGGUCCAUAUUCUAUAUUCCAUAUUCUAUAUUCCAUAUUCUGUAUUCUAUAUUCUGUAUUCCAUAUUCUAUAGGGUAUGUGUGUUGUUUGUGUCAUGAUUUCAUCAGGCAAUAUAUGGCAAACUAUUUAUCUGGAUCGUUGGGAGAAUCAACAGUGCCAUCCAUAAAACUCCCACCAACGGUCCCAAAUACGUCCGUAACUCCAUUGGCUUGCUGGACAUCUUUGGGUUUGAGAACUUUGCCUCAAACAGGUAUUCCAGUCAAUAUCAAAUACUAAUUUCCCUUUUGUUUGUGACAGUCAACAUGCAGAUAGUUUAAUACAACCUUGUAUGCCCUUCAUGCUCUCUCCCUGAUGCUAUGUAACCAACCGGUCAAUAACACAACCCUUUUCCCCAUGCUUUUUCACAGCUUUGAACAGCUGUGCAUCAACUUUGCCAAUGAGCAGCUGCAGCAGUUCUUUGUGCGUCAUGUGUUCAAGCUGGAGCAGGAGGAGUACACUAAGGAGGACAUCGCCUGGAAGAACAUCACCUUCAACGACAACACACAUACCCUUGAUCUCCUGGCUGGGAAGCCCCUCAAUGUGUUGGCCCUGAUUGAUGAGGAGAGCCACUUUCCCAAGGUAAACAAUCUCAAAUUCCUCUAAUAAACCAUGCUGUGGAGGCAGUCUGAAUUGGUGAGGUUUGUGACCUUGAAUGUUUCUUCCAGGGCACAGAUGUCACCAUGUUGAACAAGAUGAACCAGGUUCAUGCCAAGGACAACAUUUACAUUCCAUCUAAGAACACCCACGACAUGGAGUUUGGGAUCCGCCAUUUUGCUGGGGUUGUUCGCUAUGACUCAAGAGGUAACCAGAAGACAAAGGGAUCACAUAAAAUAUUAGUUGAUUUGCUGAAACACGAAUACGACCAAUCAGAUAUAUCAUCACAGUGUUUUUUAGUCACCAUUUGAUCCUGUAUGUUUUUCAUUCAGGAUUCCUGGAGAAGAACAGAGAUACUCUCAGCUCUGACAUUAUCAAGUUGAUUGACACAACCACCAACAAGCUGCUGAGACAGAUCUUUGAGACGGAGUUCAGUGCUAAUGUAGUGAAGAACCCUGCCAGCAACAACAGGAUCGUUAUGACACCCAAGAGCUCUCUACGGGUUUGUAGCUGCUGUUGCUAUUAGGAUUCUGAACAUCUAACUCCCAUUAGCUACACUGAACAAAAAUAUAAAAUGCAACAUGCAACUAUUUCAAUUGCUGGGAUCUUUUAUUUCAGCUCAUGAAACAUUGGACCAACACUUAACGUGUUGCGUUUAUAUUUUUGUUCAGUAUAUAUUCACCAAAAACAAAAGCUAUGGGUUUCCCUAUUUCAUGUAGAUUAGCAGCAUUAUGAAUUAUUCAUACAUUAUCUAUCCAUUUUUCAUCAAGUAAUCUGUGCUUUGGUAACACCCAAUGGUUAGAUUUGGGGUCAUCUAAAAAGUAUUGCACUGUGGGAAUUCCAGUUUCUCCACAUGGCUUUCCCACAGAUAUAGUCACUGCCAACGGUCCAAAAUUCCACACAGUUGACAUUGUGAUCUUUCUCCGCAAAGGCGGCCCAGACGGACGGCAGGAAACAGGUGUCUACGCUGAGCGGUCAGUUCCGCCAGUCCCUGGACUCCCUCAUGAAGGCCCUGUCCAUCUGCCAGCCCCACUUCAUCCGCUGCUUCAAGCCCAACGACAACAAGAAGUCCAUGGUGAAUAAGGCAGCCAUUUGUAGUACUGGGCCAGAUACAGCGAGACAUGAUUCAUUGUUUUUAUGGUGCAAUGUCACAAUCGGUGGAGGUCAAACUCACACAAAACAGAAACAAUGUGAUUAGGUAGAAUGGCAGUUUCACACCAUAAAAAUUUGAAAGUCCCCUUUUUCCAUAUUACAGUGCACUCCACUCUACUAGAACAAGCUUAUGAAUGUCUAUGUCUUCCUCAGGUUUUUGACAGAGACCUGUGCAUACGUCAGCUGCGGUAUUCUGGAAUGAUUGAUACCAUCAGAAUCCGGAAACUGGGAUAUCCAAUCCGUCACACGUUCAAGCAGUUUCUGCAGCGGUACAGAGUGCUCCUGAAGACAACCGUCUGUGACCCCAAAACUGUAAGACAUUAUUAUUUAGAAUAUGAUGAAGAUGAUGAUAAUGACGAUGAUAUUUGUUAGCAUUCAAAGCUCCAAAGUUGUCAUUGCUUUUAGUUUUGUGGUUAUGGUUCCCAAUAUCCUCCUCCCUCUCCUAACCCAGGAGUCAGCAUCAGCCUGCUGUAAUGCCAUCUGCAAGGCCGUGAUCACAGGACAGGACGACUGGAAGAUCGGCACGACUAAGAUCUUCCUAAAGGUGCAGUUAAACCUAGAUUUUCUAGUCUAAACGAUUCUAAGCCAUAAUGUGGACGCCACUGAGCCGGCGAGGGAUAUGGCGUGAAAAUGUAUUUCAAUGCAGGGAUGGAAGAUGACGCUGUACUCCUAGUUAUCCCAUUAUCCAAACUGACAAAUGGAGAAGAUUGAAAUACUGCUCGUUUUUAAUUAAAUUGCCCUUUUUCGUCUUCAUGCUAGGCUAGCGAGACUAAACCAAAGGCUAGCAGAGACUAAACCAAAGGCUAGCGAGACUAAACCAAAGGCUAGCAGAGACUAAACCAAAGGCUAGCGAGACUAAACCAAAGGCUAGCGAGACUAAACCAAAGGCUAGCGAGACUAAACCAAAGGCUAGCAGAGACUAAACCAAAGGCUAGCGAGACUAAACCAAAGGCUAGCAGAGACUAAACCAAAGGCUAGCGAGACUAAACCAAAGGCUAGCGAGACUAAACCAAAGGCUAGCGAGACUAAACCAAAGGCUAGCAGAGACUAAACCAAAGGCUAGCGAGACUAAAACAAAGGCUAGCGAGACUAAACCAAAUGCUAGCGAGACUAAACCAAAGGCUAGCAGAGACUAAACCAAAGGCUAGCAGAGACUAAACCAAAGGCUAGCGAGACUAAACCAAAGGCUAGCGAGACUAAACCAAAGGCUAGCAGAGACUAAACCAAAGGCUAGCAGAGACUAAACCAAAGGCUAGCAGAGACUAAACCAAAGGCUAGCGAGACUAAUCCAAAGGCUAGCAGAGACUAAACCAAAGGCUAGCGAGACUAAACCAAAGGCUAGCAGAGACUAAACCAAAGGCUAGCAGAGACGAAACCAAAGGCUAGCAGAGACUAAACCAAAGGCUAGCAGAGACUAAACCAAAGGCUAGCAGAAACGAAACCAAAGGCUACCGAGACUAAACCAAAGGCUAGCAGAGACUAAACCAAAGGCUAGCGAGACUAAACCAAAGGCUAGCAGAGACUAAACCAAAGGCUAGCAGAAACUAAAGGCUAGCGAGACUAAACCAAAGGCUAGCAGAGACUAAACCAAAGGCUAGCAGAGACUAAACCAAAGGCUAGCAGAGACUAAACCAAAGGCUAGCAGAAACGAAACCAAAGGCUAGCGAGACUAAACCAAAGGCUAGCAGAGACUAAACCAAAGGCUAGAGAGACUAAACCAAAGGCUAGCAGAGACUAAACCAAAGGCUAGCAGAGACUAAACCAAAGGCUAGCAGAGACUAAACCAAAGGCUAGCAGAGACUAAACCAAAGGCUAGCAGAGACUAAACCAAAGGCUAGCAGAGACUAAACCAAAGGCUAGCAGAGACUAAACCAAAGGCUAGCAGAGACUAAACCAAAGGCUAGCAGAGACUAAACCAAAGGCUAGCAGAGACUAAACCAAAGGCUAGCGAGACUAAACCAAAGGCUAGCGAGACUAAACCAAAGGCUAGCGAGACUAAACCAAAGGCUAGCGAGACUAAACCAAAGGCUAGCAGAGACUAAACCAAAGGCUAGCAGAGACUAAACCAAAGGCUAGCAGAGACUAAACCAAAGGCUAGCAGAGACUAAACCAAAGGCUAGCGAGACUAAACCAAAGGCUAGCAGAGACUAAACCAAAGGCUAGCAGAGACUAAACCAAAGGCUAGCAGAGACUAAACCAAAGGCUAGCAGAGACUAAACCAAAGGCUAGCAGAGACUAAACCAAAGGCUAGCGAGACUAAACCAAAGGCUAGCGAGACUAAACCAAAGGCUAGCAGAGACUAAACCAAAGGCUAGCGAGACUAAACCAAAGGCUAGCGAGACUAAACCAAAGGCUAGCGAGACUAAACCAAAGGCUAGCAGAGACUAAACCAAAGGCUAGCAGAGACUAAACCAAAGGCUAGCGAGACUAAACCAAAGGCUAGCGAGACUAAACCAAAGGCUAGCGAGACUAAACCAAAGGCUAGCAGAGACUAAACCAAAGGCUAGCAGAGACUAAACCAAAGGCUAGCAGAGACUAAACCAAAGGCUAGCAGAGACUAGCAGUAUUUCAAUCUUCUCCAUAUGUCAGUCCCUGAAUUGAGGCACGUUUUCAAGCCAUAUCCCUCGCCGGCUCAGUGGUGUCCACAUUAUGGCUUAGCAGGUUUUAGCUAAGUUAUACCCCACCACACUAGACAACCACAAACAUUGGUAAUGUUGUAACAGCAAUGAUGUAAUCCCAAAUGUCACUUAAAGCAAUUUGAAUAUGUUACAAUGAUGUUGGUCUCCCUUUUUGAAAAGGUCCACAUGAAUCCUCUAUAACCUGUCUCCACCCUCUUCCCAUUCAGGAUGCCCAUGACUCCCUACUGGAGCGGGAGAGAGAGCGAGAGCUCAACAGGAAAGCCCUCAUCAUCCAGAGGGUCAUUCUUGGCCACAGAGACAGGUAGGGGAGGAACACUGAGACACACAGCUUUUUUAUUUCACCUUUAUUUAACCAGGUAAGCCAGUUGAGAACAAGUUCUCAUUUACAACUGCGACCUGGCCAAGAUAAAGCAAAGCAGUGCGAUAAAAACAGAGUUACAUAUGGGGUAAAACAAAACAUACAGUCAAUAACACAAUAGAAAAUCUAUAUACAGUGUGUGCAAAUGUAGUAAGUUAUGGAGGUAAGGCAAUAAAUAGGCCAUAGUGCAAAAUAAUUACAAUUUAGUAUUAACACUGGAAUGAUAGAUGUGCAGAAGAUGAUGUGCAAAUAGAGAUACUGGGGUGCAAAUGAGCAAAAUAAAUAACAAUAUAGGGAUGAGGUAGUUGGGUGGGCUAAUUACAGAUGGGCUGUGUACAGGUGCAGUGAUCGGUAAGCUGCUCUGACAACUGAUGCUUAAAGUUAGUGAGGGAGAUAAGAGUCUCCAGCUUCAGAGAUUUUUGCAGUUCGUUCCAGUCAUUAGCAACAGAGAACUAGAAGGAAUGGCGGCCAAAGGAGUUGUUGGCUUUGGGGAUGACCAGUGAGAUAUACCUGCUGGAGCGCAUACUACGGGUGGGUGUUGCUAUGGUGACCAAUGAGCUAAGAUAAGGCAGGGAUUUGCCUAGCAGUGAUUUAUAGAUGACCUGGAGCCAGUGGGUUUGGCGACUAAUAUGUAGUGAGGGCCAGCCAAGGAGAGCGUACAGGUCACAAUGGUGGGUAGUAUAUGGGGCUUUGGUGACAAAACGGAUGACACUGUGAUAGACUACAUCCAAUUUGCUGAGUUGAGUGUUGGAGGCUAUUUUGUAAAUGACAUUGCCGAAGUCAAGGAUCGGUAGGAUAGUCAGUUUUACAAGGGCAUGUUUGGCAGCAUGAGUGAAGGAGGCUUUGUUGCGAAAUAGGAAGCUGAUUCUAGAUUUAACUUUGGAUUGGAGAUGCUUAAUGUGAGUCUGGAAGGAGAGUUUACGGUCUAACCAGACACCUAGGUAUUUGUAGUUGUCCACAUAUUCUAAGUCAGACCCGCCGAGAGUAGUGAUUCUAGUCGGGCAGGCGGGUGCAAGCAGCGUUCGAUUGAAGAGCAUGCAUUUAGUUUUACUAGCGUUUAAGAGCAGUUGGAGGCUACGGAAGGAGUGUUGUAUGGCGUUGAAGCUCGUUUGGAGGUUUGUUAACACAGUGUCCAAUGAAGGGCCAGAUGUAUACAAAAUGGUGUCGUCUGCGUAGAGGUGGAUCUGAGAGUCACCAACAGCAAGAGCGACAUCAUUGAUAUACACAGAGAAUAGAGUCGGCCCGAGAAUUGAACCCUGUGGCACCCCCAUAGAGACUGCCAGAGGUCCAGACAACAAGCCCUCCGAUUUGACACAUUGAACUCUAUCUGAGAAGUAGUUGGUGAACCAAGCGAUGCAGUCAUUUUGAGAAACCAAGGCUAUUUAGUCUGCCAAUUAGAAUGCGGUGAUUGACAGAGUCGAAAGCCUUGGCCAGGUCGAUGAAGACGGCUGCACAGUACUGUCUUUUAUCGAUCGCGGUUAUAAUAUCGUUUAGGACCUUUAGCGUGGCUGAGGUGCACCCAUGACCAGCUCGGAAACCAGAUUGCAUAGCGGAGAAGGUACGGUGGGAUUCGAAAUGGUCGGUGAUCUGUUUGUUAACUUGGCUUUCAAAUACUUUCGAAAGGCAGGGCAGGAGGGAUAUAGGUCUGUAACAGUUUGGAUCUAGAGUGUCACCCACUUUGAAGAGGGGGAUGACCGCGGCAGCUUUCCAAUCUCUGGGGAUCUCGGAUGAUACGAAAGAGAGGUUGAACAGGCUAGUAAUAGGGGUUGCUACAAUUUCGGCGGCUAAUUUUAGAAAGAAAGGGUCCAGAUUGUCUAGCUUGGAGGGAACACAGGAUAGAAAAUGGCAUACGACAUGUCAUACCUGACACAGGAACCUCAAUGUUUGGGAUGUUGUGGUCACUGACAUGGCUGCAUCUGUUAUUCUCUCUGAUACCCCAAUCUAAAGGUUUACCACAUAGUUACAUACAGUUGUUACUAUUGUUUUAAUACAGUAGUUCUUACAGUCGGCGCUAUUUAAGUUUUGUUGAAAUGUAUUCUUGUUGUAGGAAGAGCUUUGUAAAGAAAAGGAGAGCUGCUGUGGUGAUACAGAAGCAUUGGAGAGGUUACAGAGACAAGAAACAAUAUAGAAAGGUAAGUCAAUGGCUAAGUUUGAAGUGGCAGUUAGGGAGGUCUGAUGCCGAAAAAGAAAUACAAUAUUUGCUCUUCUUUUUGCCAAAUAAGUAGUGUGAAGUUCCAGUAUUUAGCUACACCACUACAUGGCCAAAAAGUAAUUAACUACUGAAAACACUACCAAUAUUUGAAUUGAGUUCAACUACCACUAAGCUACAGCAAAAUGCUAUGAAAUUACUAGUUGAACUACAUGUAAUUCACUACUCCCCAACACUGGUAAGGAGUCAACUCAGAUACACUUUUGUAGACAAACUGAGGUGAUAUUGAUUCAAUGCCCUAGCUAAGGAGUGCACAUUAUUGUGCUGAUAGAGAUUUGCUAAUUUUCUUUUUUUUAUAGGCUGGAUCAGCUUUUAACACAUCUUUCGGUUUUCUCUCUUCUGCUCACAUUUACCUUCUUCAAGCAUAAUUUAUCCUUCUCUCUGUCUCGUUCGACCAGCUCCAGCGCGGCUUUGAGCGUCUGCAGUCUAAGAUCCGUGGUCGUCUGGCCCGGCUGCACUACCUGAAGAAGCUGGCGGCAGCCGUCACCAUGCAGUCCCAGGUGCGCGGGUACCUGGCCAGGAAGAGUUAUAGGAGCAAGAGAGAAGCUGUGACUGUCCUCCAGGCCCACACCAGAGGCAUGCUGGCUAGAAAGACCACCAACAAGAUGAGGACAGACGUGAGUUCUGACAUUUGAGAAAAGUGUGUGUGUGUGUGUGUGUGCAUGCAAGCCUGUUUUUACACCUGUGUGUGCCAUUGUGAGUGAGUUCAAUAUAUCUGUGUGUGUGUUUGUGUUUGUGUGUGUGUGUGUGUGUGUGUCUGUGUUAGGCCUUCCUAUCAGCCCAGGAGCGGGAGGUGAGGGAGCAGACAGCUGCAGAGCUCCAGCGGAGGCUAGAGGAGGUCCUCAGCCAAUCACAACAGGCUGCUGCCGAGCCAGAGCCAAUCAGUGAGCAGGAAAUGGUGGAAACCAUGUUUGACUUCCUGCCCCACAAAGUGACAGUAGGAGGGCGGGAGGGCCCGGCGCCAGAGGGCUUUGAGGUGAGGCUCACAACCACUGGUGGAUCUCUGUCAUAUCAACGUAGGAUUCCAUUUGCCAUAGCCUUAUAUGAUUAACACUGCUAACAGAAUGACCACAUCCACCUAAUCGUCUCUUCUCCUCGAAGAAACAUUAUAAUAUUCUACUAUUCUCUCCAACUCAAAGACUUCCCUUUUGUUAUGUUUGUUCCUUGUAUAAUGACAAACCGGGGCGUAGGUUGAACUACUUUUAAUAAACUGAUACUUCAGCUAGCAAUCUCCUUGUGUAGCCUGCUUGGUAACGUAGUCUUAAUGUUAUUAACACAUAACAACACAUAUUUUACAAAAAAAAGUAUCUAACUGAGUAUCCAACUGCACUCUCCCUAUCCGUCCUCAGGACUUGGAGAGAACGUGGGCAAUCCCAGAGGUGACUGAGGAGAGCCGAGAGGAGAGCCGAGAGGAGAGCCGAGAGGAGAGCCGAGAGGAGAGCCGAGAGAAGAGCCCAGUAGAAACCCCAGCUCCGGUAGUAGUACCAGUACCAGCUCAGACUGAACCAACUCCUGCACCAGCACCAGUACCAGUGGAGCUACCAGUGGUGGAGGAGUACGAUGAUGAGGAUGAGGAGUUAUCCUUCAUCAAGUUCAGUGCUCUGCACUUCCAGGGCUCUGCUACCCACGGUCACAUCACCCAGAGGCUGCGGCAGCCCCUGCUCUACCACGAGGACGAGGGGGACGCACUGGUGAGAAGUCAACAUCAGGCUUCAGUGUCUCUCAGAGGGAUUCAAAGCAAGGAUGGAAUUUUUCUUCCUCUAUAACAUAUUCCACAUUAUAAACUGGGUGGUUUGAGCCCUGAGUGCUGAUUGGCUGAAAGCCGUGGUAUAUCAGACCACCGGGUAUGACAAAACACUGUUCUAAUUACGUUGGUAACCAGUUUAUAAUAGCAAUAACGCACCUCAGGGGCUUGUGGUAUAUGGUCAAUAUACCACGGCUAAGAGCUGUAUCCAGGUACUCCACGUUGCGUCGUGCGUAAGGACAGCCCUUAGCCGUAAUAUAUUGGCCAUAUACCACACCUCCUCGUGCCUUAUUGCUUAAUUUCUUCCGUCCGUGGGGGGGGGAUAACGGACGGGAGAGGAAGGACCGAGACGUGCGCAGCGAGUACGCCGAGAAGACGAGCACGCAUAGAACGCGAGUACUCGCACACUCUCCUAUAAUGAUCUCCUUCCAUGCUCCUCUCCUCAUCAUCUCCUCUCCUCUCCUCUCCUCUCCUCUCCAGGCCUGUCUGACAGUGUGGUGGAUAAUAUUGAGGUUCAUGGGGGACAUAGCUGAGCCUAAACAGAUAAACCAGGAGCCCUCCACCAUCAUCCAGAAUAACCUUGGCCAGAGGCAGAACAGGAGGCUCAGCAAUCUGGUGGGCCUGGAUCAGGUACUGAAUAUAAGGCCUUACUAGGACUUAACCUUCAAUUCAUUUCAAUUCAGUUCAAUAGGACUUUAUUCAUCCCUGAGGGGCAAUAAGAAAAACAUUGUUACUCGCUGAUUCCCUUAAUGUAAUGGCAAUUGACAGUUGUGUCAUUUUGCGUGUUUCCAUUAGGUUACUGUUGUUCUGAGUUUUUGCUGACUGAAUUCACCCACUAACAAUUUGACAGAUGUCUAAUUUGUCAUAUCCAUUUUUCCAUCAGAAAAUACUAAGGAAAAACAGAAAGAAAGAAGGAAUGGGGAACAGAAAAGCUUCAACCAUUAUAGAUGAGGUAUGUGACAUAAGCUAAAAUUAGGCUGAAUAUCCAUGAUGUAACAACACAGGCUAAUUGGGUCAUAUCUAGAUGGGAUACAGUUUAUGUCAAGUUUAGCUAACCCUAAACCUUUUCCUAACCUUAAUCUUAUUAUCCUAACCUGCUACGUAAAGUCUCCUAACGUGCUGCCUAAGUUCUCUUAACCUGCUAAGAAAAGUCAAUUAUGACAUAAACUACAAAAAGUCAGUUAUGACAUAAACUACGAAAAGUAAAUUAUGACAUAAACUAUAUUCCAGACGAAACCGGCUAAUUGUCUCAUUGUGCUCCUCACCUCCUCCAGUCAGAGACUAUGACGGAGGAGAAAGACAUUCUGAUUGGAGAGGGGCGCACUUUGGAUCGGCCAAUAUCCGACCUGGAAAAACUGCACAUUAUUGUUGGAUACGCCCUAUCCAGACGAGAUAUAAGGUAACAAACCAAAUUACAACAUGUAAACAAUGUUACCCAGAUAUUUCCCAGUUAUCGAUGUCUACAAAAGUAAUUGGUUUGAAUCCAAAAACUGUUUCAUUCAGAACUAAUGAAGGAUUACAGCUACAGUUGCAGUGCAUAUGAAUUGGAUCCAAUCAAAACUGAUAGAUAGCUACUUGAGCCCUGUCUGUCCUUGUUUGUCCGUGUAGAGAUGAGAUCUACUGUCAGAUCAUUAAACAGCUGGUGAACAAUAAGAACCAGAAGAGUUCCCUCAGAGGCUGGGUCCUCCUGUCCAUCUGUCUGGGUAUCUUCCCCCCAACAGAACUCCUUAUGCAGGUCAGUCUAAAGUUGACAUUUUUUCACCUUUGGCAAUAUGUCUUAAGGCGUUGUGUUUUUACGCAUACUCACACUGAAUUUAUAACCCAGGCCGAACUCAAUCAAUUACAUACACUGUAAUUCUAUUCUAUCCCUCCCUAUUCUAUUCCACAGUACCUGGAGUGCUUCCUGCGCAGAGGGCCAAGUAGCUAUGGUCCAUACUGUGCUGAGCGCCUGCGUCGCAUCGUGGCCAAUGGGGAGCGAGGUGAACUGCCCUGUUGGAUAGAGCUCCAGGUAAAAUACAGCAUCCGUGACUGAGACAUACUCAUCUGGUUGCCAUCUCUCUUCUGACACGAUGCAACAGAAUUGGGGGGUAGGCCUGUCAGGUCUCAAACCCGGGUCCAACAAACCCGGGUCCAACAAACCCGGGUCCAACACCCUAGCCAAAGAAUCUCAAAUCUCUUGAUGAUGUCGCUAGGUGUCGACUACUGCUGCUGUUAAGCAGUAUCAACACUACAGGUCAUGGACGGUAUUCAUGACAAAUGCCGCGUUCAAAACAACUGGGAACUCAGAACUAGGAACUUGGAAAUCUCUGACUUCCGACUUCAGUGCGUUCAAGACAACUGGGAACUCUGAAAAAAACUAGCUCCGACUGGGAAAAAUCGGUUUGAACGGUCAUCCAACUCGGAAUUCCAACUCGGGAACUUGGGCCUCUUUCUAGAGCUCCGAAUUACUGACCUGAAGAUCACUGACGUCAUGAUUUGACCUCGUAUUUUUCCCAGUUCCCAGUUGUCUUGAGAUCAGCAUCAGAGCAGGUUUGGUCAGACAACAGGACAUUGACUGAAGCAGAAACAGACUGGCACUCAUGCUAAAUGAUGAGAGGUCGCAUCAGAGUUAUGUGAGAGGCAGUUGCUAAGCUACAGCUACAUGAGCUAACCACUGCUAAUAUCCCACCUACUCCAACAUAUGAAAUCGAUUCUCUGUUUUUGCUCUGCCGACAUACAGUUGAAGUCGGAAGUUUACAUACACCUUAGCCAAAUACAUUUUAAACUCAGUUUUUCACAAUUCCUAACAUUUAAUCCUAGUAAAAAUGCCCUGUCUUAGGUCAGUUAGGAUCACCACUUUAUUUUAAGAAUGUGAAAUGUCAGAAUAAUAGUAGAGAGAAUGAUUUAUUUCAGCUUUUAUUUCUUUCAUCACAUUCCCAGUGGGUCAGAAGUUUACAUACACUCCAUUAGUAUUUGGUAGCAUUGCCUUUAAAUUGUUUAACUUGGGUCAAACGUUUCGGAUAGCCUUCCACAAGCUUCCCACAAUAAGUUGGGUGAAUUUUGGCCCAGUCCUCCUGACAGAGCUGGUGUAACUGAGUCAGGUUUGUAGGCCUCCUUGCUCGCAAACGCUUUUUCAGUUCUGCCCACAAAUUGUCUAUAGGAUUGAGAUCAGGGCUUUGUGAUGGCCACUCCAAUACCUUUACUUUGUUGUCCUUAAGGCAUUUUGCCACAACUUUGGAAGUAUGCUUGGGGUCAUUGUCCAUUUGGAAGACCCAUUUGCGACCAAGCUUUAACUUCCUGACUGAUGUCUUGAGAUGUUGCUUCAAUAUAUCCACAUAAUUUUCCUUACUCAUGAUGCCAUCUAUUUUGUGAAGUGCACCAGUCCCUCCUGCAGCAAAGCACCCCCACAGCAUGAUGCUGCCACCCCCAUUCUUCACGGUUGGGAUGGUGUUCUUCUGCUUGCAAGGCACCCCCUUUUUCCUCCAAACAUAACGAUGGUCAUUAUGGCCAAACAGUUCUAUUUUUGUUUUAUCAGACCAGAGGACAUUUCUCCAAAAAGUACGAUCCUUGUCCCCAUGUGCAGUUGCAAACCGUAGUCUGGCUUUUUUUGGUGGUUUUGGAGCAGUGGCUUCUUCCUUGCUGAGCGGCCUUUCAGGUUAUGUCGAUAUAGGACUCGUUUUACUGUGGAUAUAGAUAUUUUGUACCUGUUUCCUCCAGCAUCUUCACAAGGUCCUUUGCUGUUGUUCUGGGAUUGAUUUGCACUUUUCGCACCAAAGUACGUUCAUCUCUAGGAGACAGAACACGUCUCCUUCCUGAGCGGUAUGAUGGCUGCGUGGUCCCAUGGUGUUUAUACUUGCGUACUAUUGUUUGUACAGAUGAACGUGGUACCUUCAGGCGUUUGGAAAUUGCUCCCAAGGAUGAACCAGACUUGUUGAGGUCUACAAUUUUUUUUCUGAGGUCUUGGCUGAUUUCUUUUGAUUUUCCCAUGAUGUCAAGCAAAGAGGCACUGAGUUUGAAGGUAGGCCUUGAAAUACAUCCACAGGUACACCUCCAAUUGACUCAAAUGAUGUCAAUUAGCCUAACAGAAUCUUCUAAAGCCAUGACAUCAUUUUCUGGAAUUUUCCAAGCUGUUUAAAGGCACAGUCAACUUAGUGUAGUUAAACUUCUGACCCACUGGAAUUGUGAUACAGUGAAUUAUAAGUGAAAUAAUCUGUCUGUAAACAAUUGUUUGAAAAAUUACUUGUGUCAUGCACAAAGUAGAUGUCCUAACCGACUUGCCAGAACUAUAGUUUGUUAACAAGACAUUUGUGGAGUGGUUGAAAAACAAGUUGUAAUGACUCCAACCUAAGUGUAUGUAAACUUCCGACUUCAACUGUACCUUUAUGGCGGCAGGUAGCCUAGCGGUUAAAGAGGCGAGCUAGCAACCGGAGGGUUGCCUGUUCGAAUCCUGGGUCUGACAGGAAAAAUCUGGAAGAAGUGAGCUGGCAACCAGAGGGUUGCUGGUAUCAAAUACUAGAUGCCGUUGAAGUGAUCUUAAUAUUAAUCUUAUGACAGUGACUGUAAGGAGACAGGACACCAAAACUGGAUGUGUACAGAGCAAUAUGGUUACUGUAGUAAGUAGUACAUUAUUCUACAAGGACUACUUAUUCCUGUGUCUCCGUCUUCCCACAUGUAGGCUGUGAAGACCAAGAAGCCCACACAAGUAUCUGUGGCCCUGAUGGACGGCCUUAGUGUCAGCCUGCCUAUUGACUCAGCCUGUACCUCUGCUGAGGUGUGCCAGGCACUGGCCAAGAAAGUCAACAUCAAGGAUACCUACGGAUUCUCUCUUUACAUCGGCUUCUAUGAGAAGGUGAAGGAAACCCAAAGGGUUUUAGGGAUACCUAGCCAUGCAACUAAAAGGAGUACGUACAGAUGUAUGAUCUUAAUUUGAGCCAGUUUGCUACAGCAGGAAAAUAAUCCUGCAGCAACAGGAAAUGUGAAUUAUUAUAUGGAUUAUAAUUCAUGGAUAUUUUUGUAAGGGAAAAACAAGUGUGAGAGUGGAAAUUACAAACUUCAGAAUCCGUUUUAAACCUCAAAUACACUACACAUUUGAAAUCUCCUGCAUUGCAGGAAAGUUAUUCUGCAACAGGUUGAUCAAAUUAAGGUCCUACAUCUGUAUUGACAAAGAAGAUACAUAAUAAAUACAGCUGUGUCAACAGAUACUCUUCUUAGUCGCAUGGCAAGAGGAUACCUAACUGUGGUAUCCUGGUACUGGGUGGGCAUCAUGCCUUGUGGAUUGAGAAAUUGAAGUUGCUCAUUCAACGUCAGUUCAAUAUUGAGAUUGAAAAGGGACAACGUUAAAAAAAUAUUUUUAUUGGACUUGAUAGCAUUUGACUACCAUUUAUUAGCAUCUUUGCUAGCUUUCAGAAGUUGACUAACAUUGACUUGCAUUGACUAGCCCUGUGACAUGUUUUGACUAGCCCUGACAUAUUUUGAUUAGCCCUGUGACAUGUUUUGACUAGCGCUGACAUAUUUUGACUAGCCCUGUGACAUGUUUUGACUAGCUCUGACAUAUUUUGACUAGCCCUGUGACAUGUUUUGACUAGCCCUGACAUGUUUUGACUACCCUGUUGCAUGUUUUGACUAGCCCUGUGACAUGUUUUGACUAGCCCUGUGACAUGUUUUGACUAGCCCUCUGACAUGUUUUGACUAGCCCUGUGACAUGUUUUGACUAGCCCUGUGACAUGUUUUGUCACUGUGCUGUUUCAAGAUGUGGUCCCUGGGCAGUGGCAGAAAGCACGUGAUGGACGCCAUCUCGCAGUGCGAGCAGGAAGUGAGGCGGAAGGGCGAGGAGGAGCAGCACGCCUCCUGGAGACUCUACAUCCGCAAGGAGCUGUUUACGCCGUGGCACGAUUCCUCGAUAGAUGCCGUCAGCACGGAUCUCAUCUACAGACAGGUCAUCAGAGGCCUCAAGUCUGGGGAGUACCAUUCUGAGAAGGUGCGUCGUUGUUUUAUUUAUUUUGUUUAACCUUUAUUUUGACAGGGAGUCAAUGCUGAGACCAAGGUCUCUUUUCCAGAUGAGCCCUAUAUGGCACAACAAUACACAUCCAAAUACAAUACACACAUUAAACUACACACCCAUAUACACAUUAAAAUACACGUUAUUAUACACAACAAUACAUGAAAAGCAAAACACAAUAGUAAAAAACAGUACACCGCCUUAAGACUCCACCCACCCAGACAGUGUGGAUAUCAUAUCAUUGAUGGUGUAAUUGUGAAAGUAGCCUCCACUACUCUCGAGGUAGGUUGACCAUGAACUAAGCAUGAAUCUUAGGAGUCACAAUGUCUCACUGAACUCUGUGAGAAAUCAUAAAAGAAUAACGAUCAAUUACCACUAUUGUUGAAAAAAAGAAAGAUAUAAAGACUGCAUAUGUUUGAAGUGGAAAUUCUAUUAACUAAACAACUAAACUGUCUUUCUUUAUAAUUGGACCUAAACAGACUUUGUAUUUAUUUGUUUUGUCAUCCAGGAGGAUGACUUUGUCCAGCUGGCAGCGAUGUACUACUAUGUGACGUUUGGGUCUGCCAACAGUGGAGAAAAUGCCAAGAAGGUGGUGGAGGAAUGCAUCCCUACUGAACUUAUUGAGACCAAGUCACAAGGAAAAUGGAUUCAGCUGGUUACCGCAGCACACACACAGGUAAACUACUACUCACUGCUGCAAUAAGUAAUGGCCAGACAACCUGUAAUAUAUUCUGUUCUAAAAUUCCUGCUAUUCAGUGUGCUAUCCCUAUCAAGUAAAGUAAAGCAAAGUAAAAUAAAUAAUUAAAUAAAAAAGUUAAGUUGAGUAAAGGAAAGUUAAUACCAGACAAAAUAAUUCAACUAAUAAUGAUCCUAAUCAUUCUCACAGGGUCCUUACAUAAACGGCAGAAGGAGCACAGACAGCGUGAAGGGGGAUGUGGUUGACUACGCUCGUCAGAAAUGGCCCAUCUUCUUCUCCAAGUUCUACGAGGUUACGCAAAUGUCAGGUAAGUCUAACAGGAAUAUAUCUGCAUAAUGUACCAGGUGAAGUUAGUUUCAUUUCACAUGAUGAAGCUUUUAGUUGUUUUACGUCAGGCAAAAUAUUUAUUUUCUUUGUCGAAGACGAUUUUAUUAGUAAGGUAUCUAUAAACCCACAGGACCUCCUCUAUCCAAAAGCAAUUUUAUUGUGGCCAUCAACUGGAAUGGGAUCUCCUUUCAGGACGAGAAAGAGAAGAAGCUCCUUGAGCUGCCCUUCCCAGAGGUGACUGGGGUCAACAAGUCCAGGUAUGGACAGGCAAUACCAAGGCCCUUUUCAAAUAUUUCUGAAAUGCAUCCUUCCUUCCUUCCUUCCUCCCUUCCAAGUGAUCACUGAUCUGAAUUGGUUGAAUUUUAGGUAAUAGAGUGAUAACCUUACUUGGAGCUAUCCAACCACGUAUAGGUCUGUUUACCUCAAGGAAACAAGAAAAGAUGCAUGUCUUAAGUAUUCCAACAGGGCCCAGAAUACAUAGCCCAACCUGGUUUUAUACAGUGGCAGUUUAUUGUUCAGUUGUCAAGUAGUGGUGGUCAUCAUGGUUCACAUUCUCCCUCAUACCGACAUCCAAUCCACCAUGAAGUUAUUACAUACAUUUCACAUACUUUUCAUAUGUUCCUCAGUGAUGACGGCAGGAUCGACAGCAGUCAGUCUGUGAGCCUGGCCACACUGAGAGGGCAGUUCCUACUGCAGUCUGUGGAGGCAGGGGAGAUGGCUGACCUGAUCCAGUGGUACCUGGAGGGCCUGAGGGAGCGCUCCGUCUACGCAGUGGCCCUGCAGGACAUCAACAGACAGGGUACGAAUAUGACGAUGAAUCAGUUGAUCCCUCACCUCACAGCUGAGGUUCACUGAUUUUGGAUAGGAUUGUCUAGGGUUAAGCUGUGUAUCUCUGAGCUACAGAGGGUUAGUUACAGUAGAUUGAUGUAUUUGGCAGAAUCAUAAUACUGACUAGUCUAUCAACAGACACUUCAUAACUGAGGUUCAUCCAUAUGGAUGAGAUGGGUGAAGGCCAUGCUGGGUAGCACUGCUUAAGAGGGGUGGGUAUCUGGAUGUGUUCCAUAGAAUCCUAAUGCUGUAAAUUGUAGUGUAAAACAAUGUAUUUGUCCCCAUCAGAUAAAACAGGUAGUAGGUAGUCAGUGUUUAACAGAAAACAUGCAUGACCUAAUAUGGUUUAUCUUAUGGACCUGGGUGACUUACUUCUCUCUGUCUCUCUCUCUCUCUCUCUCUCUCUCUCUCUCUCUCUCUCUCUCUCUCUCUCUCUCUCUCUCUCUCUCUCUCUCUCUCUCCUCUCUCUCUAUCUCUCUCGCUCUUUUCGAUCUAUGUGUCUAUCUCUCUCUCUGUGUCUCAUCUCUCUGGUGCUCUCUCUCGUGUCUCUAUCUCUGUGUCUCUCUCUCUGUCUCUCUCUCUCCUCUCUCUCUCUGUCUCUCCUCUCUCUUCUCUCUCUCUCUCUCUCGCUCUGUGUCUCUCUCUCAUCUCUCUGUCUCUCUCUCUCUCUCUCUCAAUUAAAUUCAAUUAAUUAUAUUGGCAUGGGAAACAUAUGUUAGCAUUGCCAAAGCAAGUGAAGUAGAUAGUAAACAAAAGUGAAAUAAACAAUAAAUAUUAACAGUAAACAUUACACUCAGAAGUUCCAAAAGAAUAAAGACAUUUCAAAUGUCAUAUUACGUAUACAUACAGUGUUGUAACAAUGUGCAAAUAGUUCUCUCUCUGCUUCUCUCUCGUUUCCCUCUGUCUGCAGACGACCCCACAUUCCUGAGCUACAAGCGAGGGGACAUGCUGGUCAUCCUGAAGGAUGGAGAGUUCUCCCCUGACCGGGGAUGGAUCAAAGGCACUAACGAGCGCACCGGGAACACUGGCGCCGUCUCCACGGAUACCGUCCUGGUUCUGCCAACCCUUGACAAGCCCAGCGAUACCACACUGGUAAGAAGGUUCUAGACUCUAACAGAAGGUUCUAGACUUAAAAUACUUAUCAAAACUUCACUUGAAUGAUGUUUCAAUUCAUAUGGUUAGAAGAAUAGGUCAAAGAACAGUAGUCUGGUCCCAGAUCUGUUUGUGCUGUCUUGCCAACUUGGCAAGACAGCACAAACAGAUCUGGGACCAGGCUAAUUAAACAGUGAGUUAUUGCUUACACACCUGCACUUAACCAGUUGGAAUGCUGCCCAUAUGUUGGGCGGACUUGUGAGCAUUGUAAGACUUAUGGUGGGGCAAGUCCACAUCAAGUCCCUGCUCUUAGGGGGAUUGUGGCAGGGGAAGACUACAAUCUUGUGGUCAUAUUAACGUUGUGUUUUUCUUUGGUUGAACCACAAGAAUCUGCUGAAUCUGAGCCCAGACCAGAGGACAGUGGCUCAGAAUGCACCCGCCAGGGAAGAAGCAGUGUCCCCUGUCUCACUGAAAGAGUUUGCCUAUGAGUACUUCAGGUAGAGAAAACUCUAUCAGUAAAUCCACUCUCACUACUAUUUAAACGACUUCAAUAACCAUUUUAACUUUAAUAAUAACCAUGAACAAUUGUAAAUGAAUCAUCGGUUUAACAAAGGCGUAUUCCAAUGUGACAGUAAUCUGACCAAUUAUCUCACUACUACAGUCUGCAUGGUUAACAGUAUAUUUUCUGGUCACACUAUUCUCAAGACAGCAAGUUAACCUUCUCUGUUUCCUUUGUUUACCUUAGGCAGCCUGGUAAAGAAGGGGGCCGCGGGGCGCAGGCCAGAGGCAGGGAGAAACUGUGGGCUGCUUCCAAAGAACCCAUCAAACAGCCCCUACUGAAGAGUCUGGUGGGCAACACCGACCUCAGCCAUCUGGCCUGCAUCUCCUUCAUUGAUAUCCUUUACUCAAAUACUUUAUUUGUUAAAGGGGAAGUUCAGGAUUUUACAACUUGAUGUUAGAUGGUUCCUCUCCCUGAAAGUUGUCUAUGGGCCACGACAAACUGGAAUCCAUGGUUCGGGUUUUCUUUAAACAGCCACUACAAACUUCAGUUAACUUUAGCCAACUUCAUGUUGAGAAACCAUCUAACAUCAAGUUGUAAAUUCCUGAACUUCCAUUUUAAUGUACGGUUGAUGUUCAUAUUGAUAUUGAGGCAAACACUGGAUAACAACCAGGAAGUGUUUUAAUAGGUGUUGAAGAAGACACUAGGGAGGGAUUACACCUGGGUUUAUUGCUACUGGAGACCUUUAAACGUUCAAUAAAAUUACUUUUAUUUUAUUUUUUACAAUGGCGUAACAUUUUCCGAAUUACCCUAGUAAAAAUGUCUCUCCAAGUGGAGUUUUCUGAACUUUUCCUGUUGUCCUUAACCUUUCCCUCACCUAUCCUAAAGUACAUGUGGAGGAUUACCCUAUCAAACAGGUACGCCAGCCCAUAGAUCUGACUGACCAGGAUCUUUGGCCCAGGCCCACUCAGCAUGUGCUGUUACAGGACGAGGUCUACUGCCAGAUCAUGAGGCAGAUGACCAGUAACAACAGCAGGUAUGUGGUAAGGGCAACAAUAUAGCCAUGUAAGCUAUUUCCAUGUCAUUUAGGAAAUAUAAUAUGCUUUGGCCCUGGAGACCCCCUCUAGCUUGUGUCGACGAGGUCUCACUCCGCUCCUGGCCGAGGAGGAGAGUAAGAAAGCACAAAAUCCACAGCCCAUGAGAAUUGAACAACGGGCAUAAAUUAGCCCAAUCAGCUUUUCCACAAAAAGGGGAAGAGGAAGAAAAGAAUAUGCAAGGAUGUAUUACACUCAUCCCGCAUCACAAUAACAGAAAACUUCAACAAAAAAUCACCCAAAAUUCUUUUUUUAAAAUUCCCCCCCCCCCUUUUUUCCCCCCCCCCCUCCUUUCCCCCCCCUUUCUUUUUCCCCCUUUUUUCCCCCAAACCCCCCUCCCCCAAUUUUAAAUUUCCCCCCCCCCUUUUUUCCCCCCCUUUUCCCCCCCGUUCCCUUUUCCCCCUUUUUUUUUUUCCCCCCCGGGGCCCCCUUUUUUUUUUUCCCCCCCAAAAAACCCCCCCCUUUUUUUUUAAAAAAGCCCCUUUUCCCCCUUUCCCCCUUUUUCCCGGGGGGAAACCUUUCUUUUUGGGCCCCCCCCCCUUUUUUUCCCCCUUUUUAUUGUUUUUCCCAAAAUCCGCCAGCCAAAAAAAAUUUUAAAAAUUUUGGGGUCGGGGGGCCCUUUUGGGGCCCCCCUUCCUUUUCCCCCUUCGCCCUCCGGGGGGGGUUUUUUAAAAAAAAGGGGGGGGAAUAUUUGGGGGGCAGGGAAAAAAAUUUUAAAAAAAAGAAAAAAAAAUUUUUUUUUUUUUAAAAAGGGGCCCGGGGGCCCCCAAAAAAAUUUUUGGGGGGGGGGAAAAACCCCCCCAAAACCCGGGCCCCCCCCCUUUUAACAACCCCCCCCCCUUAAAACCCCCCAAAAACCCCCUAAAAACCCCCCCCGGGGGCCCCCCUUUUCCCCCGGGGGAAAAAAAAAAACCCCCCCCCCCCCAAACCCCCCCCAAAAAGGGGGGGGGGCCCCCCCCCCCCCCCCGGGGAAAAAAAAAAAAGGGGGGGGGGGCCCCCCCCCAAAAAGGGGGGCCCCCCCAAAACCGGGGGGGUUUUAAGAACCCGGCCGGGGCCGGCCGGGAGGGGGCCCCAAGGGGGGGGGCCCCCCCUCCCCCCCAAUUAAAAGGGGGGAAAAAACCCUGGGGGGCAGGGGGGGGUGGAGGGGGGGGUGGGGCCCCCCCCCCCGGGGGGGGAGGGGUGGGGGGGGGGGGAAAAAAAAAAAAAAAAAAACCCCAAACCGGGCCCCUCUCUCUCUAUAGAUAUGAGCUUCGAUCUCUCUGGUAUGCUAGCGAGGCGCUGAUCUCUCGGCGCUACUGCUUCUCGGACUUAUCUCUCGCUCUCACUACUAUAUGCAAUAGUCUCAUACAUCUCUCUAUACUCUUGACCCCCCCCAUCUCUCUCUCUCUCUAUCUCUCUCUUUUCUUCCCUCUCUCUCUCUCUCUCUCUCCCUCUCUCAGAAUGAGUGUAGACUAUGGUUGGCAGCUCCUUUGGCUGUGUUUCCGGCACCUCUUACCCCCCCAGUCAGAUCCUGCUGAAGUUACACCAGCGUUUUCCUAGAGUCCACGGCCCAGAGAGCCCCAUGGCCUUGCAGAUUGCCUGCAACGGCUACAAAUGCUGCUCAGGUAGGGCUCCAAAGCACACUGUAGUGAAUUUGGGAGGCAGUGCGAAUAGGACUCAAACUAAAUGUCCCUACAAAUCCAACACCUAAGCCAAGAGGUCUCAAUCUGAAUAUCUUGAAUGGGGUUGCUGGAGUUGUGCUGAGGACGCUACAAAAUAUGGUAUUGAGGUGUUAAGUACUCAAAUGAGUGGGGGGAAAAUUAACGCUAUACCAUCCUCUUGUUUUAGUAUGGAGCCCAGGAAGCUGCCUCCCCAUCAGGUGGAGGUGGACGCCAUUCAACAGGACAGCAACCAGAUCUUCCAUAAAGUCCACUUCCCUAACGACACAGCUGAGGUAGAGAGCUUCUUAUUUGCGUAAUAUGAUUACUAUGAUGUGGUCCUCUGUAGCUCAGCUGGUAGAGCACGGCGCUUGUAACGCCAAGGUAGUGGGUUCGAUCCCCGGGACCACCCAUACACAAAAAUGUAUGCACGCAUGACUGUAAGUCGCUUUGGAUAAAAGCGUCUGCUAAAUGGCAUAUUAUUAUUAUUAUUAUUAUUAUUAUAACUAUGAUCACUAUAAUCAUUUUGAUUACUAUGAUCACUAUGAUUACUAUGAUUACUAUGAUCACUGUGAUUACUAUGAUCACUAUGAUUACUAUGAUCACUAUGAUUACUAUGAUCACUAUGAUCACUAUGAUUACUAUGAUUACUAUGAUUACUAUGAUCACUGUGAUUACUAUGAUCACUGUGAUGACUAUGAUCACUAUGAUUACUAUGAUCACUAUGACCACUAUGACCACUAUGAUCACUAUGAUUACUAUGAUCACUAUGAUUACUAUGAUCACUAUGAUUACUAUGAUUACUAUGAUUACUAUGAUUACUAUGAUCACUGUGAUUACUAUGAUCACUAUGAUUACUAUGAUCACUAUGACCACUAUGAUUACUAUGAUUAUCUCACAUCAACUUACAUACGGUAUCUGAACUUUUGUCACAGUGGAAACUAUCUGGCUGGCUAAAUCUACAGAAACAUAAUAAUACAGAAAUGUUGAUUAAUUAUGUUCAUUGUCCAUGUGAAAUAAAUGUAAUGAAUUAAAUGGGUCAAUUCUUAUUUGUAGCUCUUCGAGGUGACAUCAACGACUAGGAUUCGUGACCUUGUUCGUAACAUUGCCUACAAGCUCAUUCUAGCCUCAGCUGAUGGUUACAGUCUAUUCAUGAAAACGCCAAACAAGGUUAAAUUCAAGCUCAUAUCACAACAUUUUGAAAAUAAAAUAAGAUAAAUUAACUGGUUUAGUUAGUCCUGGUAGUGCAAGUGAAUGUAUGUUCAUUUUCUCUCUCCUUGUUGCUUUCAGGUGGUGAGCUUAGAGGACCAAAACUACUUCUUUGACAGUUUGAGGGAGACCACAGACCAACCUAAGAAAACAAAGAGAGUCAGAGAGGUGAAAAAAGGAAGUAAAACAGAGGGUAAGACACAGUACUGAAUUUAACAGAUACAAUGAACUCUUGCAUCCACCAAAUUGUCAGUGCAUGUACAUAGUAGCCCUAAAACAGUCAAAAACAUAAUAUAAUGUAUGCAAAAGAUCAAAGUAAACUCUUACUCCCACAAAGUUUUCAGUGGAUUGAAACUGGUAUGCUACACUACACUAUGCUAUGCUAUACUAUGCUAACAUAUGCUAUGCUAUGCUAUGCUAUACUAAACUAUGCUAUCCUAUGCUAUGCUAAACUAAACUCUGCUAUGCUAUAAGGAGUGAUGAACAUUUGUGUUUCAGGUGUUCCAGCCACCAUGCCCUACCUGGUCCUAUUCAUGAGGAAGCUGUGGUUCAACGUGACACCAGGAAGAGACCUGACCGCUGACCUCACUUUCCACUUCCCACAGGUCGGGCAUGAAAGACACAGACAGACAGACAGACAGGCACUCACACAGACUACUGUACAUUUCUAGUAGUAGAAUGAGUUUUUAUUCAUCAUUCAAAUCUCCCAUUGGGUAAUGCUUUACACUAAAGACUUGAGUUACCUGUCCGCAUCUCAACCUGUAUUCAAACCACUGUAAAUAGUGAGUAAGCGGGGUUAACCCAGAACCCCGUUGCUCAUCGCUCAUACACAAACCUCUCCCCUCAGGAGUUGCCCAAGUACCUGCGUGGCUACCACAAGUGUACCAAGGAGGAGAUGAUCAGCCUGGCUGGCCUGCUGUUCCGGGUCAAGGUGGACACGGACAGGUCCCAGUUUGUCAUGAUUCCCAGGAUGCUGAAGGAUCUGGUGCCGGCUGACGAGAUGAAAACCAUGUCCCCAGAGGACUGGAAGAAGGUGGGGAUGAGGAGGAGAUAACAGAUACCCAUAGUACACUGCUCCACUGGCAGUCCUUCUCAUUUUAUUUUUCUUUAUAUGAUAUUUGGCAUACAUCUCUUACUCUCUCCAUUACUAAGCAGAUGGCUCAUUCCAAUAAAUGAUCAUUUCUGCAAUUAGAACUGCCAUUGUGACCUGAAGACUAGUUAUUCAACCACUACCCUAACAGUGUUCUUAGUAUAUUAGUAGUGCUGUGGCGUCGGGUGAUUUAGAAGGAGUCAGGCGCAGGAGGGUAAAAUACAGAAUAAAUGGUUUAUUCCGUAAGAACAGCGGUACGCAGCAAUGCGUAAAACACUCCAGUGUGGAAAUACGGCGCACUGGAGAACAACAAGGCACACGGGUGAAUAUCCCGGCUAUACAAAACAAUAUAGCUCCACUGAGCUAUGGUAACCUCCACAAUAAACAAUCACACACAAAGACAGGGGGGGCAGAGGGAAUACUUAUACAGGUACUGAUGAGGGGAUAUGAACCAGGUGUGUGUAAUAAACAAGACAAAACAAAUGGAAUGAUGAGAUGAGGUGCGGCAGUGGCUAGAAGGCCGGUGACGACAAACGCCGAAACCUGCCCGAACAAGGACAGGAGGCAGCUUCGGAGGAAGUCGUGACAAGUGCACGAUUAUAACAAAUAUUUUGGCCAGAUGUAUAUCAUACGUAUGUCAAUAUUUGAAAGCAUACAACAUACAGUAAUAAAGAAAUACCGAAACUUGUAUUUCUGAAUCUUUCUGUUGUUUUCUUCUUCCCUUAUAGCACAUCAUCUCCUCCUAUAACAAACAGGCUGGUAUCACCUUGGACGAGGCUAAAGUGGCCUUUCUAAAAGGCAUCUGCCACUGGCCGACGUUCGGCUGUGCUUUCUUCGAAGUAAAGGUACGUUAGGAGACAGCUCAAGUCAAUAGGAAAACGAUACAUACUGACACCAACCUUCGUAUCCCAUUGGUGACUUUCUGUAUAAUCUUGCUUCACAGCAAACCUCUGAACCGAGUUACCCGAGUAUCGUCCAGAUUGCAAUCAGCAAACAAGGAGUCAACUUCAUCAACCCCAAAACAAAGGUAAACGUACCAUUGUUUUUAUGAUUAUUUUGAUUUGAUCAACAUUAUCAGAGCAUUGUACUUUAAUCUAUAGGACAUUUACUGCCAGAUGUUCAUAUAAUUAUGCUGACCUCAAGUGCAGUUACCUAAAAUCUGAAAACCCUUACAUAUGUUCUCCAUAUGCUGCACCACAACAUUAAGGCAACAUCAAGCUAGGAUCCCACUUCUGCUAUCAUCAGCACUAUAAAGUAUUGACCGUCUCUGUUUAACCAAACAUUACCUUUUGACCUUUACCUAUACCUCAGGAGUUGCUGGUCAUGCACCCGUUCAACCGCAUCACCAACUGGUCCAGCGGGAGCACUUACUUCCACAUCACCAUUGGCAACCUGGUCAAAGGGAACACUUUCCUUUGUGAGACCUCAUUGGUGAGUGGCCAUUAUGUCUUUGAGGCAAAAUGAAAGAUGUUACCUCCUUUAAACCAAUACAUUUUGUGUAAAUCGAAAGUGCUGAUAUAGUGUUUGUUGAGGGCAUACUAAAUGACCUUCACAAACACUUGCAUUGUAGUGACUUAUUCACUAGAGCCAGAAUGUGAUGUGUCUUUGCCUCUAUGUUCAUGCCCCAAUGACUCUAUUUGUCUCUCCUCUUCAGGGUUACAAAAUGGAUGACCUCUUAUCAUCUUAUGUGAACAUGUACGAGAUGCAGAGGCAGGCUGUGCGACCCAGAAAUAACUCCAUGUUCCCUACCUAAUGCCUGCUGGGAAAUAUGGAGGACAAGGAAGAUUCAUUUAUAAAACAGUAAACCAAGCAUUAAGGGAGAAUCAAGAAAAGAGAACCCAAUGGAUAGAACUAGUAAUUUGAUGGAGGAAUUGAAUUGUUAUAUUGCUUUUCAGUUGGUCUAAAACCUUUUGCCUAGCUUUGUAAUGAAUAUGCUGUAUUCAAUUGGCACUGUGCCUUGUAGUGUAUUGUGUGUAAAAGAUUUCUCAUAGCAAUUUCGAAUACCGGUAUCCACAGUGUGGAACCCCCCAAAAAUGACCUGUGUAGGCCUAUAUACAAACAACAAAGGAUGACUGAAUUAAAACUAAUAAAGCAUUUCUGAAAUAUAAGAUGGC